This is a messenger RNA of Rubroshorea leprosula, 840 nucleotides long. Lineage: Eukaryota; Viridiplantae; Streptophyta; Magnoliopsida; Malvales; Dipterocarpaceae. The record is from the annotation of a GenBank genome assembly.
CUUUUUCGUGGGCCCCUUUGGAAUUCCUAUCUCCAUGGCUUCUUCUAAGAAAUGGGCAUUCUUCAUAUCUACCAUUGCUUCCUUCAUGUAUUUCUUUGUCAUAAUCUUCCAAAUUCCGCUUUUCAGGGUACCUUGUAGAAGUGGAAUAUGCACAUCCCCAAUUGAGGUGACAUCCUCUCAAUUAAUUGCUACUGAAGUCUAUCCUGCAUUUAUUGUCAAGGCCCUUCUUUAUCCAGGGGCCAUUGCAAAUGCAAUCAUCAAUAAAAAGACCAUCCCAAGCUAUAGGAGAUUGCUCAACUUUUAUAACUUCACCUAUGUGAAGAAAGCUCAUGCAACAGCCGAUCUCCAGCGCCUAGAGGUUCUUGUAGGAAGCUACCUGUCAAUUGCAGGGGCGUUUUUUGGACUCAUCAGGCCAGCAAGAGUGAGCCUGUUUGGGACACUACUCCUGAUAUGGGGUCUUCUCAAAGAAAUGUUUUCUUCAAGAAAUUACGCCAAUGGCAUAAUUCCGAGAAGAGCUGUUUAUAUCAAUCCAACAAUGUUACUAGCUGUGGUUUGUGCUUUCUUGUCUAUAAGAAAGGAUCAUAUCAUGUUCGCGAGGAAAUAUAUGUCCAUCUUUACAAUUUUUGGAUCAUAUAUAGUCAGUGGUGUCAUGUCUGGUUCUCUAACAUCAAGAGUAAAAUCUGAGGCAACCUGACCUCAAAAAUUAGCCAAGGUGGUUGAGCUUUCAGUUUCAAAUAAUUAAAAAGAAGAAUUGCAUGCUCCUCUAACUUUUAUUCUUGUCCAUACCAAUUCAUACUUUUGAAAAUAAAUAAUGUAAUAUAUUAAAGAUGUAUUGUUUUA